GGUUUCGAGUGUUCUGCUGCGAGUAGACCAAACCCAGACCCUGAUCGGGGAGCCUGUUCAGAGUGUUUUGAGCAACGCGUGUGACCGGUAGUGUUAACAAAUAAUCCACCCUGUGUGUGUGUGAACGAUGAACAGAUUCGUUGGAGUGAUCAUACUUUCGGCACUGGUGAUCGGUGCCUUAGGUCAGAACGACGGCCGUGAUGCUGAGGUGAGAGAUCGCGCCGGCAAUGGGUACGAGGUCCUGGUCGAGUCGUCCCUGCACGUGCGAAAGGCAAACCCGGCCGUACGACGCAACGUGCGCAGCGUGCUAGAUCUGCUGGUGCCACCGGAAGCGGUGCUCGUGCGCCAAAAGCGCCAAUUCAAUGGGUUCGGUGCGUCCAGCUCGAAUGCUAAUGCCAACGCCUUCAACCAGUAUUACGGCCCGAACGGAUUUGGAGCGAGCGCGGCCAACGCGGGCGCACAGUCCUUCUACAACCAGGGACCGGGUGGUGGUUUCGGUGCAUCGGCAGCCAACUCCGCCUCGCAAGGCUUCUCGGCCGGUCCGGGCGGUUUCUCGGGCUCCGCUGGACAGUCCGGUAGCCAGAGCUACAAGCUUCCCGGCAACAAGGACGUGAACCUGUCGUACAGUGGUGGAUUUUCCGUUGCCAACGGCCAGCCCAGCGUAUCGCAGGGCAGCUCGAUCAGCUUCUCGAAGAAGUAGACUAGCGGCACACAACAGCGCUGAACGACGACAAUAAACACGGCAACACGAGACGAGCGGACAAUGACUCGGUAUAGAACUAAGUGCACGCGAGAGGAACCUUAAUGUCUCGGCAAUGGAAAUAAAAGUGUCUCUGCGUAACAA
This is a messenger RNA of Anopheles merus, 844 nucleotides long. RefSeq names its product pupal cuticle protein 36-like. The transcript has 4 exons. Bases 128 to 700 code for a protein of 190 amino acids. NCBI's taxonomy places the organism in Eukaryota, Metazoa, Arthropoda, Insecta, Diptera, Culicidae. The record is from RefSeq and is a predicted model, not a curated record.